UCAAUUAAUGAUAGCGAAGCCGCGAAAGCGUAUAAUCAAUCCACGUCAAAUCUAUAAUAGCGUUACACAGUGUCGGCUCAUUUACAAUUCAAGCGACUAUAUAAAGUUCACAGCGAUAGAAUAACAAACUUGGCGCGUCAAGAUUUCGCAAAAACUCGCAAGACUCUUAUAAUGAAAGAUCUGUCCUGACGCACGCAUCUUCGCCUAUGAUUAUAAACCAGAAGAGAUUUUCAUGGAAAUCUAGCUAUAUGCACUCGAGCCUCGACUGUUUUCCUCGAUUCGACUCGAGCGACAAAAACCUAAACUAUUCCAUUGCACGUAUGCGCGAAGAGGUGAGAGAACGAUGCAUCGAAAUCGCGCGAUCGUCGAUCUUUUUGCCGAUUCGGAAAUUAAUAAUUCAUUUAAAACGCGGUAGCGGGUAAGGAUUAUAUACGAGGUGAAUCUUGAGAUCUUGCCUUUUUUAGCGAAUGGUCGAGUGGCGAGCGGUCGAUGCUUUGAAUAUUGUGACCGAGUGUUCGAUUACAGUGACAGUUGGAAUCUCGACAGUGUUGUACAGUGCUUUCUCUGGUGGAAGAAAAGAAUCGCUCCGACUAAUUGCGCCCCAAACACACACACACACACACACACACACACACGCAUACACACACAGAGGUAAAAAUGUACAGUUCAACCGUGACGGAGUAUGAGAAUCCGCCGGAUAAGAAAAUCACGGAUUCUGACGAGCCCACUGCGGAGAUCGAAGCCCAGGAAGCUGAGCAGCCGAUAAUAUGGUUUAAUGUCUUUGGAAUCGCCGCUCUCCACCUCAUCGCUACGCACAGCGUCCUCUUUAAAUGGCGCGAACCUCAGCUGUACACGUGGAUUUUCAAUGUAGCCUGGAUAUUCGCUUCCGGAGUCGGGGUUACCGCAGGGGCUCAUCGUUUAUGGGCCCAUCGAAGUUACUCCGCCAACUUGCCUCUCAGAAUACUCCUGGCAACCUUAUUCUGUAUGAUAGGACAGACGCACAUGCACAAGUGGAUAAGGGAUCACAGGACUCAUCACAAAUUCACGGAGACCAAGGCUGAUCCGCACGACUCGCGGCGCGGCUUCUUCUUCUCCCAUGUCGGCUGGCUAAUGAUGAAGCGCCAUCCAGCUGUCAUAGAGUACGGCAAAAAGAUCGACAUGAGCGACAUCGAGGCCGAUCCCGUCAUUCAGUGGUUCGACAGGUACUACGACUUCACUAUGUGCACGCUCUGCUUCGUUAUUCCGAGCCUGAUAAUUCACUACGGCUGGAACGAACCCUGGGACGUAGCCAUUCUCUCCGUCAUCGUGCGUUACGUCUUCACGCUGAACGCCACCUUCUGCGUAAACAGCCUGGCCCACAUGUUGGGCAACAAGCCCUACAACAAGAAAUUUAGAGCGGUAGAGAACGCUGGCGUAUCCUUCUUUGCUCUGGGCGAGGGUUGGCACAACUACCACCACGCCUUCCCCUGGGACUACAAGGCAGCCGAGCUUCCGAGCUACGGCUUGAACUUGACCACGGCGUUCAUCGACUUUUUUGCUUCGAUAGGCUGGGCCUACAAUCUCAAGACGCCCAGCAAGGAGGUCAUCGAGAGGGUCAGUCUGAGCAAGGGCGACGGAACCGCCAGCAAGUGGGGCGUCGACUAUCACCAGAAGAAACAAGAGGAAGAGCAAAAGGUUCGCUGAGAAAUGCAUAAGGAGUACAGGCAUACCAUUCGAAAGCGUGAGAUUGUUGUUUGCUUGCUUUCUGUGUUACUAUGUCUGAAACUUUUCCUACAGGCUUCGAUUGGUUAUUGUUGAGUGGCUUUUUAUUUUAGUGGAUAGUGUGAGCUUUUGGAUUGUAAAUUAGUUAAAAUUGCUAAAGUACAUUAAAAUUUGAGAUCCAAAGUUAAAUGUGUAUUUUCGUUUACUGUUUACUAUCAUGAAAUGCAGAUAAUAUCAAGAUUAAUGUAAAUUUUGAAUGUACAAACGUUGAAAAUAAAUUUUUAUUGGUAGAACGGACGCGCUUCUUUCCAGACAAGUUACUUUUCUCUUUACAACUUAAGGUAAUGGUAUUUAAUAAGAUUGUAGCAAAGUAUAAUAGGUGGUGUAUUAAAAUGUGCAAGGAAAAA
Molecule: messenger RNA, 2108 nt
Organism: Nasonia vitripennis (jewel wasp)
Lineage: Eukaryota; Metazoa; Arthropoda; Insecta; Hymenoptera; Pteromalidae
Product: acyl-CoA Delta(11) desaturase
Exons: 6
Coding region: 658-1683 (341 amino acids)
Biological process (GO): unsaturated fatty acid biosynthetic process
Cellular component (GO): endoplasmic reticulum membrane
Molecular function (GO): iron ion binding; stearoyl-CoA 9-desaturase activity
Source: RefSeq, a predicted model, not a curated record